AUGUCGGAAGGAAGAUUGUGUCAGGUGCAUCUGCUGGAUGACAGGAAGUUGGAGCUGCUGGUUCAGCCCAAGCUGCUGUCACGUGAGCUACUGGACUUGGUGUCGUCCCAUUUCAACCUCAAGGAAAAGGAAUUCUUUGGACUAACGUUUAUCGACGACAAUGGUCAGUGUAAGUGGUUGCAGCUGGACCGCCGAGUUCUCGAGCACGACUUUUCCAAGAAGACUGGACCCAUUGCCCUCAACUUUCUGGUCAGGUUUUACGUGGAAAACAUCACUCAGCUGAAGGACAUCAUAACAGUGGAGCUGUUCUUCCUGAAUGCAAAAUCUGCCGUCCACAAUGGGAUUAUAGAGGUGGAAAGUGAAAACGUCUUCAAAUUAGCUGCAAACGCUCUGCAGGAGGCUAAAGGAGACUACACAAGUGAUGAAAACACCAGAGCUGACCUAAAGAAGCUUCCAACUCUUCCCACCAAAGUGCUCAAGGAGCAUCCAUCACUUGCAUACUGUGAGGACCGGGUGAUUGAACACUACAGACAGCUGAAAGGCGUCUCCCGUGGACAGGCCAUCGUGCAGUAUUUGACUUUGGUGGAAACCUUGCCCACGUAUGGUGUCCAUUACUAUGAAGUAAAGGACAAACAAGGGAUCCCAUGGUGGCUUGGGAUCAGCUACAAAGGCAUUGGCCAGUACGAUCUGCAGGACAAACUGAAACCAAGAAAGCUAUACCAGUGGAAGCAGCUUGAAAAUCUCUACUUUAGGGAAAAGAAAUUUGCUGUAGAGGUUAAUGAUCCACACAGGAGGGCGGUGACCAAGCGCACCUUUGGGCAGACAGGCCUGCUCAUCCACACGUGGUACGCCAGUCAUUCUCUGAUCAAAAUCAUAUGGGUCAUGGCCAUUAGUCAACACCAGUUCUACUUGGACAGAAAGCAAAGCAAAGCCAAAUUAGGCACAACAAGAAGUUUAGAGGAACUUGCCAUGGAUCUCACAGAGCAUGCCGGGUCAAAGAUAACCAGACUGGGAGACACAGGGCUGAAGAACAACCUCAUAAUGGCCAGCAAUGGAAGCCUGGUGUCUACAGGAUCUGCAGACUCGGAAGUGAGUGAAGAACAGAAGAAAGAGAAAAUUUCUGAGCUGAGGAAAAAAGAACAGGAGAUCCAAGAGAUUCUGGCAAAGAAAACAAAAGAGCUUAAGAAAAUCUGUCUGAGGGAGGCAGAGCUUACAGGAAAGCUGCCAAAGGAGUACCCCCUGUCUGCUGGCGAAAGACCCCCUCAGGUCAGACGACGAGUUGGCACCGCUUUCAAGUUAGACGACCUUUUCCCCUACAAUGAGGACCCCUACCUAAGAAAUCUGGAGAGCAGGUUUGCACUGCAGCAGAAGAUUGUAGAAGCGGCUAAAAAGUUGGCAAAUGAAGCCGAACUGUGUAAAACAGUCAAGAAGAAGAGGAGAAGAAACUGUCUGGAUGCCAUGCACAAACUCCAGCAGAUAGAGGACGAAAUGAACCAGUACAGAAUCAAGAAGGGGAAGAAGCCGACCCAGAGAGCCUCAGUGAUCAUCGCAGAUGAACUCAUCCGCUCAGACUGCAGUUCCCUCUCUAGUCUACCGUUGGAUGAUGAUGAAUCCGACAUUGCCAGCCAAAGGCCGCGGUCACGUUCGGUCCAAGGCUCCCCUCAGCUUAGCCCUCUGCGUUCACUUGCGACGGAGUAUGAUGUGGAGAGACAGGGAUCACCGAGGGAAAACCACCAUCACAAGAACCUCAGCAGAUUAGCUUUUGAAGGCCAGGAGCCCUCCCACUACUGCCAGAGUCCCAGAGACGUCUCCUCCACCCACAGUAGCCCCUAUAAAACCCUCCCCAGGCCUCUCAGAGAUCCACGCAGCAUGCCUCCUACCCCGGUCAUGACCCGCAAUGCCUACAGCAGCAGCCAGCUCAGGUCAGAGGGUGCUUCUUAUUGCUUCAGGCAUCGCAGUGGGAGUCUAGAGUCCCAGCCUCAACCAAGAAAGGACACAGACUCAGAAAAGCCCGCGUUUACCAUGUCACCGGCCCACCGCAGCAACAGCACAGAAGCCCUAGAGGACUGCUCUUCCUACACCAGUCAGUCCAGUUUGGACUAUUGUGGAGCAGCCAACCCCCACUACUGUACACUGGACUCCCGAACCCCAAAUCUGCAUCAUCUACACAGGAGAGUGGAAGUGUACGGGAAUACGGGAAGCAUGCCCAAUUUGGUCCAACACCAUUCCGGUUCUAGUUAUGGAUACGAGUCCCCAGCACACUAUGCACCCAGUGCCUACUACGUAGCCGGCUACCCCUGUCCGGAUAUGGAGCCUUACUCCAAUGGUGCCUAUGUGUAUGAGAAUGAAGUCGAGGGCCACUACAAUGUCAACCCUUCUUAUCAAAUGAAUGGUUACAAUGGACAUGACAGAUAUAGGCAGUACAGCAGCGACCGAGCCGAUGGUCUUUCCCAGAACCCCUAUGCCACAAUGCGGCCGCCAAGGAGCAGGCAAGGCCCCAGGAAUGAGCUGCUGGCCAAAAACAUGCAGAAGGCACUGGUAGCAGAGCACUUGCGGGGCUGGUACCAACGCAGCGGUGGCCAUAAGGAGGCAGGACGAGGGAUGUUGGCCGGCUAUGACUUCGACAGUGGCUCUCAACUCAGCCUGGGCUAUCAGACCAUGCCCACUCCCUUCAGUCACUCCAGUCGGGCCACAUCCUACUCUUCAGUGUCCUCGGUGGCCAGUACAGGGAACUGGCGUAACCAGCUAGCCGUGGGAUUGUCAGACUAUGACAUGCCAGAUGCACCUCAGUACCCACACAAUGGAGCACAUGCUGCACCUUACAGCCGCAGUCCCACACACAACAGAUUUCACCUGAGCAGAGACUACAUGGGCAUCCACUGAAGGAGAUUCAACCUAACAUGGGCACAAAUGACCCGAGGACCGGCAGCACGUGAAGGGAAUGGUGAAGUCGGAUCAUGGACUGCUGUACAAUAAUAAUCUGUCGCCGCCGUAAUGCCGCGUCUUGGGAGAGGCUCCGCCUGUUGCGAGUCAAGACAACCCUCAUCUUGAAUAACCUCUGAACACAAUGACGACACUCUUGAAUGACUUUCCCAUGUGCCUUUGAUUGGAUGGAUGAAGAAUCAUCCAGGCAGUGGAGAAAAAAAAAGCGACAAAAGGAAAACAACACUUUACCUAACUCAACCUGCUGUUUUGACAAGAACUGGCUAUUACCUAAUCUGAAAUGAUAGGUGAUUUCACCUCUUUAAAGUGUGAUUAAGAACAUCGAACAUAACGUCCUUCCAAUCUUCACAAAUGUGACGUUACAAAAAAAUA
This is a messenger RNA of Lampris incognitus (smalleye Pacific opah), 3315 nucleotides long. It is a transcript of the gene frmd4bb, whose product is annotated as FERM domain containing 4Bb. Gene Ontology annotation, cellular component: adherens junction; cytoskeleton; bicellular tight junction. The coding region runs from base 1 to 2883 and encodes 960 amino acids. NCBI's taxonomy places the organism in Eukaryota, Metazoa, Chordata, Actinopteri, Lampriformes, Lampridae. The transcript is spliced from 22 exons. Gene Ontology annotation, biological process: establishment of epithelial cell polarity. The record is from RefSeq and is a predicted model, not a curated record.